Molecule: messenger RNA, 1266 nt
Organism: Closterium sp. NIES-65
Lineage: Eukaryota; Viridiplantae; Streptophyta; Zygnematophyceae; Desmidiales; Closteriaceae
Source: the annotation of a GenBank genome assembly
AUGGAUGGGUGGAUGGAGAGGAGUGAGGCUGACGCUGAGGUGAUGAUUCUGCAGGCUGUGCUGGAAGGGGUGGGUGACGGUGUUGAGCUUGGCAGAGUGGUGGCGGAGUCUGGAGAAGAGGAGGUGGGGAAGCGUGGAGAAGAGGAGGUGGGGGAGCGUGGAGAAGAGGAGGUGGGGGAGCGUGGAGAAGAGGAGGUGGGGGAGCGUGGAGAGGAGGAGGUGAGGGGGCGUGGAGCGGAGGAAGGGGGGGAGCGUGGAGAGGACGUGAGGACGGGGUGCGGAAACGAGGUGGUGUGGGGGUGUGGAGAGGAGGUGGUGUGGGGGUGUGGAGAGGAGGUGGAGGUGUGGUAUGAAGCAGAGGCGGAGGUGGGGUGUGGAGAGGAGGAGGUGGGGGAUCGUGGAGAGGAGGUGGUGGGGGAUCGUGGAGAGGAGGAGGUGGGGGAUCGUGGAGAGGAGGUGGUGGGGGAUCGUGGAGAGGAGGUGGUGGGGGAUCGUGGAGAGGAGGUGGUGGGGGAUCGUGGAGAGGAGGUGGUGGGGGAUCGUGGAGAGGAGGUGGUGGGGGAUCGUGGAGAGGAGGUGGUGGGGGAUCGUGGAGAGGAGGUGGUGGGGGAUCAUGGAGAGGAGGAGGUGGGGGAUCGUGGAGAGGAGGUGGUGGGGGAUCGUGGAGAGGAGGUGGUGGGGGAUCGUGGAGAGGAGGUGGUGGUGGGCACCCCUGCACGUGCUUAUGCUGCUGCACCUGCUGCCACUGCUGUUUGUGCAGGAGCAUCAGCAGGAGGAGCGAUCCUGCUGGAGUUGCCUGAGGAGGAGGCAGUUGUUGUGAGCACGCCUGCACGUGCUGCUGCUGCUGCUACUGGAGGUGGUUGGGAUGUGGGAUGCACGCCUGCAGGAGCAUCAGCAGGAGUGCCAGUGGUAGACCUGACCUUGGAGGCGACUCCAGGGCCAGCAGCAGCAUCACCAGGAGUGAUAGUGCUAGAGCUGACUGAAGAGGAGGCGCGGAUGUGGAACCAGCAGCAGGUGAAGAACGUGGGUUUACUGUGGCCCAAAAGCUGGGUUCUUUGCGAGUCUAAAAGUCUCUCCCAUGCUCUCUCCCUUGCUCUCUCCCUUCCUCUCUCCCUUGCUUUCGCCCAUGUUCUCUCCUCUGCUCUCUCCCUUGCUCUCUUCCGUGCUCUCCCCCAUGCCUUUUCCCAUGCUCUCUCCUCCUGCUACCAUCAGAAGCAUAAGAGGCAACGCAAGACUCGUCAGCGCACUCACGAGAAUGACAUGUAA